UAUUGAUAUAGGAUCUUUAUGGAAUGCUCCAUUAUUUUAUAUAUUUCCCUCUUCUUUGUAACCCAAUCAAACUAAAGUCCCACCCAAGCAAUGGCUUCUAACACCGGCAAGAAAGUUGUGGAAGAGGUUUCCGGCUUCUUACGGGUGUACGACGACGGCACAGUAGACCGUACAUGGACUGGGCCGCCACAGGCCCAGAUUCUUUUGAAUCCAGUCCCACCACAUCAAGAAUUCAUCAACGGCGUUGCCACCAAAGACCUCAUCAUAAACCCACAAACUGGCUUAAAGGCGCGCAUAUACCUUCCCGAAACAACAACAGAACAACCGACAAAUAAGCUUCCCCUCCUUCUCCAUUUUCAUGGCGGGGGAUACUGUAUAACCCAACCCGACUGGUUCAUGUACUAUCACUUCUAUACCAACCUCGUGCGCAAGGCACGUGCUCCGUGCGUGUCAGUGUACUUGCCCUUAGCUCCAGAACACAAGCUUCCGGCGGCAAGCGACGCAGCACUUGCGUCACUCAUGUGGAUCCGUUCUUUAGCUCUAGCCGAGUCGUGUGAGCCAUGGCUGACGACGGAUAUUCUUGAUUUCAAGCGAGUUUUUCUUAUUGGCGACAGUGCCGGUGGAAACAUUGUUCACGACGUGGCAGCUCGAGCAGGGUGUACGGACAUCGAGCCAGUGAGGUUGGUCGGCGGGUUGAUCUUGUGCCCUGGCUUUCUACGUUCAGGGCCUAUUAAGUCUUACAUGGAAAGCGAAGAGUCAACGAUGUUGACUAGAGAUAUGGUCGACAAGCUGAUGGAUUUGGCGGUGCCGGAGCCAAGUGCAACCACCAAGGAUCACCCGAUUAUAAGCCCGAUGGGUCCACAAGCACCGCUGCUGGCGGGGCUGAGGCUGCCGGCGAUGUUUGUUGCCGUUGGCGAGAAGGAUUUGAUGCGUGACACGCAGUUGGAGUACUGUGAGGCCAUGAAAGAUGCGGGGAAGGAGGUGGAGGUUGUGGUGUUUGAUUCGAUGCCACAUUGCUUCUAUUUGGAUAAAAUUGGCAUGGAGUUGGAUGCGAGACUGGCUGCGGAGACUGAAAGGCUAAUUGAAAGGGUCGUUGACUUCAUUAGGAGUCAUUAAUUUGUUCCGUCAUUUUCAAAAGUUCGUUUGUCGAUAGGAAUUCAGCCACGUGCAAAAGGUGGUAGUUUUCUUAUCAAGAUCAAAUGCUAAUAAUAUUGAUUAUACAUUAUCAUUUAUAUGUGGGGUCAUGAAAACGCUGUUUGAUGCAAUGUAUUUCUAUCUUGAGAAUUUGAUAUGCAGAUUGGGGUUGUUGCAUUGGCUACUA
This is a messenger RNA of Arachis duranensis, 1321 nucleotides long. Its product is annotated as probable carboxylesterase 15. Bases 91 to 1116 code for a protein of 341 amino acids. Gene Ontology annotation, molecular function: hydrolase activity. The record is from RefSeq and is a predicted model, not a curated record. The transcript has a single exon. NCBI's taxonomy places the organism in Eukaryota, Viridiplantae, Streptophyta, Magnoliopsida, Fabales, Fabaceae.